CUCGGCGAGUUCGGGAACUGCGGCGGAUGUUGAUGUUUUGCUCUGGACCGUGUGUGUGCGCGAGAGUGUGUGUGUGUGUUCCGUCAGGAAAUCUCCUUUAUGUGGAUUUUUAAUGAAACUUCGCAUUGAAGACGAAACAUCUGAGUGAUCUGUGAGGAAAGGUGAGUUCCUCCCGGGAAGCGGGAGGCCGAGACGGCCAUGAUGGAGGACUUUGAUGAGAUUUACGAGGAGGAGGAAGAAGAGGAAGAGGAGGAGGACGAAGGCCGGGCGGCGGAGGAGCAGCUGCUUAAAUUCGGACCGGAACCGGUGCUUGUUCGCGGAGCAGGCCGGGCCACGGUGUUUGGACUCAGCAAUAAAUUUGAGACAGAGUUUCCUUCAGCACUCACAGGUGGCCCCAGAGGAGUUUAAGGCCAGUAUCAGUCGGGUGAACGGCUGCCUGAGGAAGACUCUGCCGGUGAACGUGCGCUGGCUGCUGUGUGGCUGUCUCUGUUGCUGCUGCACACUGGGCCUCAGCCUCUGGCCCGUCAUCUGCCUCAGCAAACGAACACGCAGAUCCAUAGAGAAGCUGCUAGAGUGGGAGAACAACCGCCUUUAUCACAAGUUGUGUUUGCACUGGAGGCUGAGCAAAAGGAAGUGUGAGACCAACAACAUGAUGGAAUACGUUAUCUUAAUAGAGUUUCUACCCAAGAUUCCCAUCUUCAGGCCGGAUUAACAGCCCUCUCACGCUGUCCUCUGCCUAAGGUGCCUUCCUCUGGUACUCCUCCCUCUCUCACACGUGUCCCACGCUACAGACUAUAAACUCCUCCCAUCUUCACAAAAACACAUAUCCUCAUAUAAACACGUACACACGCUGCUUCUCCCACGCACAGUCACACAGUACUGUUUACACACCCACUUAAACCCCACCCCCUCACCCCGCCCUCCCGCCCGCCCUCACCUGAGAACAUCACGGUCCUACAGCACAAGGCCCUGAGCCACCGGCAGCCAUGACGUGAAGCUGGACAGGGGUGGCGCUUACCAUAGCGACGGAGAACAAACCGACAUCAAAGAUUCAAGAGCAGAGGGCGGAGCCUAUGUUCGAUCAUCCAAUCAGAAAAACACGGUCUUGUGACAUCACAACGUUAUCUCCACCCGGAGGCGCGGGUUUCCCACGCGAGUCGCUCCAUAAGCCCAGCAUUUUCCCUUCAUCCAACCUGAGAGACAAUCACACGCUGGCUGCACCCGUCAGGACCGAGACUUUUCCGGACGGGUCGCGGCCGGAUCCUUUACAAUGCAGCACAGGAUGGAUUAUUUCUAUUCUUUAAUUUUAUUUUUAAGCUUGUGAGAACGUUAUCGAGCCCCGAAGAAUCUUCUCACGCAGGAGGUCACGUGUGAGACGGCCGCCGAAAGACGAGGCUGUGUCUCAAAUCACGUGCGUCUAGUCAGUGUUAGCAUGCUAACGUCUGAUACGAUCCCGUUAGCAGGUCGCUUCUCACGAUUCUCUCUUCUCUAAACUCUUAAAAGUGUGUUCCGUUAGCGUACACUACGUACUUUUAAGCACUAGGUCACCGUGUGUGGUUUGAGACGCAGCCCUACGCUCACAACUAGCCACCCUGCUAGCAGUUAGUACAGGACAAUUCUCCCAGCUCGAUUAUAUAUUUAACACAGUUUCGGUUUAUAAUCGGAUCAAAAAACUAGCUCAUAAUUAUGCUAACAUGCCCAGCACACACAUGAGCUAGCGUGUCAGGUGUGGAUUAGCUUUAUUUCUGACACUGUGGAACAUCAGGAUCAUGAUUUCUCUUUUUUCCUUGUACUUAGCAAAACGGCUAAUCCUUUAUGUUUUUAUGAUAGCAGGUUAUGCAACAUGCUAAGAUUCUAGCUAGCAAGCCACAGAGUUUUUUUUUUAAAUAAAUAAAUAUAUAUAUAAUUUUUUUUUUUUUUAUUUAGCAACGUGGCUAAUUGUUCUGGCUCCUGUGAGAAGAUUUUCAGUCAGUAAAAUUCCCACAAGAUUUUUUAAUUUUAUUUUUAAAGGAAUUUUUAGCUUUGUUUACCUGCUCAUUUAAAAAGAGCAGCUUAAUGUUUAACUUUGGUGUGUGUGUGUGUGUGUGUGUGUUUUCUAUCUGUCUCAUGAGAAACAAUCAACAAACUUUGCUGUGGUUUUAAGAAGAAAGGAAAAAACCGCCCCUCUUAUACUUUAAGACUUAAUUUAAAAUUUUCUGAUCGUAUUAAAAAGGAACAUUUUGGUCAGAAAUGAAGCGACGUCCAGCAGCUGGACACACCUUCGUUUGCCGUUUAGUCGUCUUAAAGGAAAAGAAAUAAACCGCAGAUGGAAAUUAAACAUUAAUAAAGUUAUUCAUUAGCAUCAUAAACCUCCAGAACUCUGCUAGCUGCUUAAACGUGCCGCAGGUUUCAUUAUUAGCUCACGCUGUUCCAAAAUGGAGCAGCAGAUUUACCCAGCUGUGUGUGUGUGUGUGUGUGUGUGUGUGUGUGUGUGUGUGUUCUUCUGUUAUGUUUUUUCCAAGUUCUAUAUGUUCAUCUAUUAUUAUUGUUUGUUUCUUUACAGAAUAUUUAAGUACUGUGUAUGUACAGGAAUAAAGUACAAAUAAAGUG
Hemibagrus wyckioides is the source of this 2589-nucleotide messenger RNA. RefSeq names its product cysteine-rich hydrophobic domain 2 (gene chic2). The record is from RefSeq and is a predicted model, not a curated record. Bases 215 to 712 code for a protein of 165 amino acids. The transcript is spliced from 6 exons. NCBI's taxonomy places the organism in Eukaryota, Metazoa, Chordata, Actinopteri, Siluriformes, Bagridae.